Messenger RNA from Aspergillus mulundensis, 2520 nucleotides. Its product is annotated as Arabinolytic transcriptional activator araR. Lineage: Eukaryota; Fungi; Ascomycota; Eurotiomycetes; Eurotiales; Aspergillaceae. The transcript has a single exon. The record is from RefSeq and is a predicted model, not a curated record. Gene Ontology annotation, biological process: regulation of DNA-templated transcription; DNA-templated transcription. The coding region runs from base 1 to 2520 and encodes 839 amino acids. Gene Ontology annotation, molecular function: DNA binding; DNA-binding transcription factor activity, RNA polymerase II-specific; zinc ion binding.
AUGGCAUCUUCCCACCAGGGGAACGGCACCGUCCCUAACGAUCAAGCCGACCCACCCCCAGAAUCCUCCACCAAGCGCCGAUGGAGACGCAACCGCAUAGCCUGCGACUCGUGCCAUUCCCGUCGCGUACGAUGCGAUCGCCAAUUCCCUUGCUCGCGCUGCCUCCGGAGCGAGAUCAACUGCGAAUUCACCCGUGAACGUCGCAAGCGAGGUCGCAUCGCACGAUCCAAGCUGGCCGAAAUGGCAAAGAAUAAAACCGAGAGCAAGGCGACACCCGCUCCGCCGAAGAUUACGAGUGGCACAUCGGGACUGACUGGGAUGGACGGCGAGGUUCCGAGACAUGCAUCCCCCACAUCGACAUUUCACCAUCGGUCACCACCAACAAAUGCUCCAACCGUCUCCGCUCCGAGUAUCGACGGUCGACGGUCCCAAGCCGACCCGCAACUUCCCAUCCGAAGGCCAGAACCGGGAGGGAAUGUGACCGAGGAAUGGCUCGCGGGAACACACGUAUCGCCGGCUUCAUAUGAGUUCUUGAACGGACCAGCUUUCGGUGACGGACCGUUCCCUCGGAUGUUUGACGUUUGGAAUGGGGUCGAUCUGGCGGCCUAUAGCGCUGGCACUUCGCAAGGCUCCAAGGCGACCAAUGGAACAGCGCCGUCAACCUCUACGGCACCAUUGAAGUACCCGGUCCUACAACCAUUGAUGCCGUUCGUUGAGGCCACAUUGCCUCGGAAGCUUGUAUUUGACCUGCUUGACCUCUAUUUCACCAGUGCCUUCUCCACUCAUAUGCACCCCGUAUGUCACCAUAUUCAUUGUUAUGUCCUACGCAAGGCUUCUUUCCUCAGCAAGGAUGCGCCGCGGUCCAGCAGUCCGGCACUGUUAUCAAGCAUGCUCUGGGUAGCUGCCUUGGACGACAGGGCUUUUUCAUUACCCAUUUCCCCUCCUCAGCGGAAGAGGAUUUGCCAGUUUCUUUGUGCGUUGACGCUCCGCUUGCUACGGCCAUUGAUUCAUGUUUCUUUCAAGGACCAGGGAGGCGCCGCAGAAGCUGUUGCGGCAGCGGCAGCGGCGGCCACGAGUGAUCCAGCGUUUGCUGGUGUUGGCCCGGAUCUGCCGCCUACCACAGUGCACCACCCGUUCGAAGGAGGAGGGGACGAUAGGGGGCUUGUAGGCCCAGCAGGCUCCCUUGAUGACGUUAUUACUUACAUUCAUGUCGCGUCUAUCAUUUCGUCUAGUGAACAAAAGGCUGCCAGUAUGCGAUGGUGGCAUGCGGCCUUUACCCUAGCACGAGAGCUCAAGCUAAACCAAGAGAUCGAAGUGAUGCCAAGUGGCGAGAACCAAGUCGAAGGGUCGAGCCCGCCUUUUGGAUACUCGCUGCCCGGCUGGGACGGCGCUGACCCAGGCCCCGUCUUCGAUUAUUCGAACCCGGUCAGGUCCAGCCUCAACUGUGUUUGUGAUCGUCAAGAGCACAACACCAUUACCGAGGAGCACCGCGAGGAACGGCGACGAACCUGGUGGCUCUUGUACAUCAUGGACCGCCAUCUCGCGCUGUGCUACAACCGGCCACUGGCCCUGCUAGACGCCGAAAGUGAAGACCUACUUUUACCGCUUGACGAAGCAUCAUGGCAAUCAGGCGUUAUCCACAGCAACAGCCCAAAGCCAGACGGGCCACAAUGUCUACUUUCUGCCGACAAGAACAAACGCCGAUUGUUUCCCAACUUUAUCUGCCAUGACCAUUCUGUCUUCGGUUUCUUCCUUCCCCUCAUGACCAUUACUGGCGAGCUCAUCGACCUAAACCAGGCGAGGAAUCACCCAAUGCUUGGCAUACGACUAAACGGCAAGGACGCGUGGAAUGUCCAUGUAAGCGAAGUCCUACGCCAGCUGGAGAUCUACAAGGCUAGCCUCACGACGUUCGCCGCGACCACAUCCGACCCGGAAGCACCCCUUUCCGCCUAUGCGCACGCCCAGCCCGAACAUUUACCAGCCGAGCCAUCACUGUCUCAAGCCUACGCAUGGCACACGCAGACGGUUAUAUCGUAUGCGUCAUAUUUAGUCCACGUGCUCCAUAUUCUGCUAGUCGGCAAGUGGGACCCUGUGUCCCUGAUCGAGGACAAAGAUUUCUGGACGUCAUCCCCCGCGUUCGCAUCGACCAUCUCGCACGCGCUGGAUGCAGCCAACUCAGUUGAUCAAAUUCUCCGAUUCGACCCCGACAUUAGCUUCAUGCCUUAUUUCUUCGGUAUCCAAUUGCUGCAAGGGAGCUUCCUUCUCCUGUUGAUCGUUGAGCGGCUGCAGAAGGAGGCCGGGGAAGGCAUCCUUAAUGCAUGCGAGGUGAUGAUCCGAGCGACGGAAUCAUGUGUUGUCACUCUAAACACCGAGUACCAGAGAAAUUUCCGACAGGUCAUGCGCAGUGCCGUCGCCCAAGCGCGGGGGAGGCCAGUCAAUCACAGCGAGAUACGCCACCGGCGCAAGGCCGUCCUAGCGCUAUACCGGUGGACAAGGAAGGGAACCGGGUUGGCCCUCUGA